AUGCACGAAAAAAUGAAGAAGACGUUGCUCCUGGUAUUCAUCCACGGGUUCAAGGGGGGCGACGACACUUUCGGCGACAAGGACGGCUUCACGGAGCAGCUGCGCGCCGACGUCGCCGCCGCGCUGCCCAAGAUCAACGUCAACGUCGUCGUGUACCCGAAGUAUGAGACGCGCGGCGACCUGGGGGACUGCGUGAGCCGGUUCCGCGACUGGCUCCUUGAAAAGGUCAUCGACCUCGAAGUCGCCAAUGGCACCCCCUCGCCCACCGUUGACCCUUCGGUCCGUGUCGUGCUGGCCGGCCACUCCAUGGGCGGCAUCGUCGCCGCCGAGACCGUCAUCGGCCUCACAUCGGACCGGCCCAUCCACUCGGGGGACGACGACGGCGUCGAGAACAAGGCCGCCGCCGACGGCCCCUCCUCCUUCUCCUCCUCCCCGUCGUCCUCCGCCAUGCCCUCGCUCAACACACUCAUGUUUCCCUACAUCCAGGGCGUCAUCGCCUUCGACACGCCCUACCUAGGCAUCUCCCCGGGCGUCGUCGCCCACGGCGCCGAGGGCCACUACAACGCCGCCAACGCCGCCAUGACCCAGCUCAGCGGCCUGGGCACCGCCCUCUGGGGCGCGAAGCAGGACGGCACCACAUCGCCCUCGCCGUCGCGGAACAAGGCCCCCGUCGCCGCCCUCCCGGCCCCGCCCGCGAACGGCACCCCCCAGCAGCAGCAGCAGCAGCAGGGCGCCUGGGCGAAAUGGGGCAAGAUCGCCAUGGUGGCCGGCAGCGCGGCGGCCGUGGCGGCGAGCGCCGGCGCCGCCUACUACAACCGCGAGCACAUCACCCAGGGCCUGUCGUGGGCGACGUCGCACCUCGAGUUCGUCGGCUGCCUGGCCAAGGGCGCCGAGCUGCAGGCGCGCGCGCAGCGCAUGGCGCGACUCAGCCGGGAGCUCGACGUCGGCUUCGCCAACCUGUACACGCGCCUCGGCAAGGCCGCCGGGUCCAAGGAGGUCGGCGUCGUCGGCACCGUCCUGGGCCGGGACCGGACCUUCUGCAACCUACCCAAGAGGGGCGCCGCCGGCGUGUGGGAGGCGGCCGUGAACGACGCCGCCACGGAGGAGACGCAGGCGCACAUGAACAUGUUCGAAGCCAAGAAGAACCCUGGGUACGACAGGCUCAAGCAGGACGCGGCGGGCCUGAUUGCCCAGUGGACACGGAACGAGUGGUACGAGACGAGCGAAGAGGACAAGCCCGCGAUCAAGGAGGCGGGCGAGAGUGCGGCUGCUUAA
Molecule: messenger RNA, 1275 nt
Organism: Colletotrichum higginsianum IMI 349063
Lineage: Eukaryota; Fungi; Ascomycota; Sordariomycetes; Glomerellales; Glomerellaceae
Exons: 4
Coding region: 1-1275 (424 amino acids)
Source: RefSeq, a predicted model, not a curated record